AAUUCAGUUCCAACUUUCUAAGUAUGUUUUGAAACAUUUUGAAAUGUUUAAAAUAUUAAGAAAAUUUUAUAUUAAUGAUAAUGUUUAACCGAAUUUUAAUUAGAAAACUGUUUAUUAGAUAUAGAAAAAAAAGUUUACGGUUUUUUUCAAAUGAAGCAAAAUGUAACCAAUUACAAGAAAUCGAACGAAUACGAAAUUUUGGAAUAUUGGCUCAUAUUGAUGCCGGGAAAACAACAACUACAGAACGAAUGUUGUAUUAUUCUGGAACCAUCCCAACGAUGGGAGAAGUACACCAUGGCAAUACGGUCACCGAUUACAUGGACCAAGAGAGAGAACGAGGAAUAACAAUCACCUCCGCGGCAGUCACAUUUCUCUGGAAAAAUUACAAAUUCAAUCUAAUCGACACACCAGGUCACAUAGAUUUUACCAAUGAGGUUGAACAGACUUUGGGAGUUCUAGAUGGAGCAAUUGUUGUUCUCGAUGGGUCAGCUGGAGUUGAAGCUCAGACUUUAACCGUUUGGAGACAAGCAGAUCGCUACAAUAUACCAAGAAUAAUUUAUGUCAAUAAAAUGGAUAGAAAAGACGCUAAUUUCGAAAAGAGUUUAAAAUCCAUUGAAACAAAGUUAGAAACAGUUCCUUUAGUCACUCAGCUGCCAUUAAAAAAUGAACAAUCUCUAAUUGGCCUCGUCGAUAUUGUCACUCUUGAGAAGCUGAUAUUCCAACAGAACAAUCAGGGAAUGCAAAUACAAAGGUUAAAGCUCACUGAAAAUGAUGAACAAUUAUUUGAAUUGGCGAAAGAAAAGCGCAAAGAAUUAACAGAUCAAAUUUCAGGAUUCGAUGAUCAACUAGCAAAUAUUGUUAUAGAAAAGAAUUCCUUGGAUGAAAUCACCGAUCAAAAUUUGGUUGAUUCUCUCCGUAGAGUUACUGUAAGUAGAAAAGCAGUGCCUGUUUUACUUGGAAGUUCAUAUAAAAAUAUUGGAAUUCAACCUCUUAUGAAUGGAAUUGUUUUAUAUUUGCCAUCACCAAACAUGAAUCCACUUACAAAACUCUACAGUUGUUUUAGGGACACUCUGUCGGCAAAAGCUUUUAAAGUAAUUCACGAUAAGCAAAAGGGACCAGUAACUUUCCUUCGAAUAUUCACAGGACAGCUGAAAAAAAAUCAAAAAGUUUACAAUGUUGGUCAGGAGAAAUCUGAACACGGCGGUCGACUUUGUGCAGCUUAUGCCGAUGAUUACAUUGAAAUAGAAGAAAUUGAUCAGGGAAAUAUUGUUGCCAUGGCUGGACUUAAAUCGACAGUUACUGGGGAUUUAAUAACAUGCAGCGCUACUUCAGCAAGUCGAGCUAAAGCCAGCUUGGAGAAACGAGCAAACAUCAAACCUGAGGACAUAAAAAAUAUUUUUUCCAACGAUGCAAGAAUUCCAGAUCCAGUUUUCUUUUGUUCCAUCGAACCACCUUCUUUAUCUUAUCAAUUGGCUCUGGAUAAUGCACUUCUUGAGAUACAAAAGGAAGAUCCAAGUUUACGGGUAACCCAGAACGAGGAGACAGGACAAACUGUGUUGGGAGGGAUGGGAGAAUUGCAUUUGGAAAUUAUUAAGGAAAGAAUUCGAAGAGACUAUAAAAUUGAUGUGAUGUUAGGAACUUUGCAAAUUGCCUAUAAAGAAACAAUAUUGGAGACUGUUAGAGAUAAGUAUGAAUUAAAUCAUACAGUUGGCUCUAGUAAACACAGAGUAUUCCUCGAAAUCUCUUUGUUACCAAAUCACAAGAAAAAGGAAAUUCUCUCAUUCGAUCAUGGAAGAGAGAGUGCAUCGAAUCUUUCUAAAAUCCAUCCAAAGGUAAUGAGUGCUCUCAAAACAGGUAUCACUACUGCUUUGAUGCAUGGACCUAAAAUUGGAUGUCCCAUAAUUGAUGUUGGAAUCAUGUUACACUGGCUAGAAAUCGGAAGAGGAACUUCCAAUACAAUGGUGAUUGCCGCAAUGGCUCAAGCCAUUCGAAAGAUGAUGAAUUCCAUUGGUUGCAUUUUAUUAGAACCAAUAAUGCACAUGGAGAUUGUUACCGAGGAGGAAUCAUCGUCAGCAAUUUUGGGAGAUUUGGGCCGCAGAAGGUCUGAAAUAAAGAACAUUGAUGUUCGAGGAAAAAAUAAGGUGUUGUAUGCCACUGUUCCAUUGUCCGAAUUACUUGGAUAUUCCACAAUGUUAAGAAUAUUAGCAUCUGGAAAGGCCACAUUUACAAUGGAGUUUAGUCAUUAUCAGUCAUUGGACAAUAACGAAGAGCAAAAUGCAAUAAAAAGGAUUACAGGUUUUUGAAUUAAAUUCCUUUUUAAUGUGAUUGUAUAGGAUUGAAAAUCUAAAAAAAAUUGUUUUAUCUGUUAAAAUUGUUUUUAAAACUGUUAAUUACUAAUUUUUAAAUUGAAACUUGUUUAUACAUA
This is a messenger RNA of Leptopilina boulardi, 2425 nucleotides long. It is a transcript of the gene mRRF2, whose product is annotated as ribosome-releasing factor 2, mitochondrial. Gene Ontology annotation, molecular function: GTP binding; translation elongation factor activity; GTPase activity. The transcript has 6 exons. Gene Ontology annotation, cellular component: mitochondrion. Gene Ontology annotation, biological process: ribosome disassembly; mitochondrial translation. Bases 75 to 2303 code for a protein of 742 amino acids. The record is from RefSeq and is a predicted model, not a curated record. NCBI's taxonomy places the organism in Eukaryota, Metazoa, Arthropoda, Insecta, Hymenoptera, Figitidae.